This is a messenger RNA of Meriones unguiculatus (Mongolian gerbil), 4300 nucleotides long. RefSeq names its product CD84 molecule (gene Cd84). Gene Ontology annotation, cellular component: external side of plasma membrane. The coding region runs from base 65 to 1039 and encodes 324 amino acids. The record is from RefSeq and is a predicted model, not a curated record. Gene Ontology annotation, biological process: positive regulation of monocyte chemotactic protein-1 production; negative regulation of interleukin-6 production; regulation of macrophage activation. NCBI's taxonomy places the organism in Eukaryota, Metazoa, Chordata, Mammalia, Rodentia, Muridae. The transcript has 7 exons.
CCAAAAUUGAAACAGAGUCGGCUAGAACAGUUAGCGCUCCCCUGGGAGAAGGAUCUGACUUGAGAUGGCUCAGCACCACCUGUGGAUCUGCUUCCUUUGCCUGCAAACCUGGUCUGAAGCGGCAGAAAGAGGAACAGAUUCGUCGGUGGUGAAUGGGAUUCUUGGGGAGUCAGUUAUUUUCCCCAUAGUUAUUAAAGAACCACAGAAAAUUAAUAUCAUUGCCUGGACGUGUGAAUCAUCUGUUGCUUUUGUAAAACCAGGAGUCAAAGGAGCACCACCUGACGUUACUGUGACCCAUCUCAGUUAUAAAGGACGAAUAAAAGUCAUAGAUCAGAACUAUAGUCUGGUCAUUGGGGACCUGAGAAUGGAAGAUGCAGGAAUUUACAAAGCAGACAUAAAUGAAGAGAACUCUGACCACACCAUCACCAAGCGUUACCACCUUCAAAUCUACCGUCGGCUUGAAAAACCAACAAUUACACAGAGUUCAAUAACAUCUGUAAACAAUACUUGUAAUGUCACCCUGACAUGCUCUGUGGGAAAAGAAGAGAAAAACGUGACAUACAGUUGGAGUCCCUCUGGAGAGAAAAGCAAUGUCCUUCAAAUCUUCCAGUCCCCUGAGGACAAAAAACUCAUUUACACGUGCAUGGCCAAGAACCCUGUCAGCAACAAUUCUGACUCCAUCACUGUCCAGAAACUCUGUGCAGACACUCCAAGCUUCCAAUCUCGCCAUGCUGGGUUCUCAAGUGGACUGGUUGCACUCUCUCUGCUUAUUCUCAUUCCGAUUCUGGUGCUUCUGUUCUAUUUGUACAAGAGAAAUCGAGGUACUUUGGGAGAGGAAACAGUAUACUCCCCAGUUUCAAAAAAUGCUUCUCACAGAGAGUCCAGAAUCUAUGAUGAAAUUCCUGAGUCCAAGGUGCUGUCCUGUAGGGAAGAGCCAAUAAACACCAUUUACUCCUCAGUGCAGGCUUCUGAGAAGAUGAGGAAAAGCAACAUGAAGGAUGACAGAACUCCCAAGACUUUGGAUAAUGAAAUUGUCUAGUUAAGCAGGCAGUAUUAUCCCUGUGGAGACUAAGUUACAACCAGUGGGAGGACAGGUGUCUUAGACACCCAGACCUUCCCUGGCUGCCCCCUUACCUGGACAUUGCAAAUCACCCCACUUCAGCAUACAAGCGGAGCAAGAAACUUCCACUAGUUUUUAAACUCUAUUUUAUUUGGCAUAUUUAAGCCUCUACCUCCCUUCCAUCAACUCUUUAGCCCUAGGUAAGAGGGAGAAGGUGAGUGGGGAGAGGGAUCAAAGACCUCUUUAAUCUCCCCACUGCUGUUUAAGGCCAACGGGUUCUUUUAGGGCUUUGCCAAUCUCUGUCAACAGCAAAUGCAGCAAGCAGACUCCUCCAGGCUGCUUCACUGAAACAUUUCUCUCCAUCGGUCUCCUCCAAGCCACCCUAACACUUCUCUCUACCUGACUCUUCCAAGCCACCACACCAUCCAUGUCUGGUCUCUCCAACUUGCCACACCUUCUCUUUUUGGGCUCUCGUAUUUAUAUAUGCCUCAGCAUUCUAGACCACACCCUUCUCCAUGCUGCACUAGGCAGGCAGUUACCAGCUGGUGAAGGCCACACCCCACAGGAGGCAGCUAUCAGCUGUGGACAGCCCAAACUAAAAUCCCACAUGUGAGAUUAAAACAAAAACACGUUUAUAUAACAUAACUGAGUUUUUAAAGAAACCAAAACUUCCAUUAUAAAGUGUAGGCUGCAUGGCAACCCCCACUCUUUCCUCAGCUCAGGAAGCAUCAUGCAACUGCCACUGUUAGCCAAAUAUACUACACACCCAUGCUAUUUGGAAAGCUGUGGGCUGUGGCCCUUCGGCCAGGUAGAUACAUCCUCUUAGUGUAGAAUUAGAAUAUGUCCCUUCUGUAGAGACUAGAGCGUUGGAGAUCUUCAGUCAGAAGCCUCACGGGAUUUCCUUUCUGGUCAAGGUUUCCUUCCCCAUGUUAUUACUUCACUCAGCCUCAGAGGAAAGAUGCCUUGCCCAAGAGCUUCAUUCUCCAAAAAGAACUGGCUGGCUACAUUUCUGACACUUUGAGGGAAGUGGGUGUAACCAGGCCAUCAUCACAAGAGAUCUUGAAGAAAGCAGUCAUUUCCAUUCCUAAGAGAGAACUUGAAAGAAAACAGUGCAAAUGGUGAAACCGGGUUCAUUCCAGUUCCUACGUUUUAGCUCAGAGAAGAACAGGGUUCAAACGGAGGUUGAGUUCCUUCACUCCAGCAGCUCCUCAAACUCAAAAACCUGGUGGCUAGCCGUGAGGAAGAAUCCUCUAGCUGGAAAGGACAGCCUGUGAUCAUUCAAGGACAUGUUUGUCUUUUGCGUUAACAGUCCUUACCAGCUAAAUCCUAAAUGUGCAUGGACAAUCUCAAGCUGUACAGCAGGAAUGAGCAAUAUUUAGGUAUAAUGGAGUUGGUGUCUCACCAAGGCAUUUGAAGAUGUGAGAGAUAUUGCUAAAUUGUUCUCUGAAAAAGUUGAACUGACUUAUUUUUACUCACAUAUCCUUGCUCUAUCUGACAGGUAAAUUUUUGUUAAAUACUUGUAAGUGAAAUGCAGCUCGUGCUUAAACAUUAUUGAUGACUGCAUUCAUUCCAUUUUGAAAAUCUAUUGAUACCGGUCAGGUCCCACAGAAACCCUGGACAAAUGACUAACUGGAGUGCCUUUUAGCAUAUCAAAGAGCAUUCUGAGCAGGCUCACUCUUCUCAGCCCCACCCCCUAUCCUAACCCUUCCAGAUAAAGAAUUUCCCAUCCCUUCUCCCAGCUUCUGAUUCCUGUAUGACCCAGCCAUCUCAGCCAUGCUCUCUCUCAGCUCUUCCCUCUCUCUUAGUCUUCUUAGCCCUCUCUCCUCUCUCUUGUUCUUUCUCUUUCUCUCUCUCUCUCUCUCUCUCUCUCUCUCUCUCUGCUCUCAUAGCCUGGUUUAUUCUCCUGACCAUGUUCAAUCUACUUUCUCUCUCUGCUCUGGACUCUUCCAGAUGCCUCUAGAUGAAUACUCCCUCCCAUCAACACUACAAACCUUCUCCUUGUUUGGUUUCAGGAAGCCCUAGGUCCCUGUCUGCUGCAGGGCAUGGCUGGCAUACCUGCCCUAUAACCUGAAUUCCCUGGCCUAUAAACUGUAUUCCCUAGCCCUGGGGGCGGGGGGCACUUCCCCUCUUCCAGAGGCUUUUCAUUAUAUAAUCCAGACAUUUUGGUUCCUCUCUCUCUGUCUCUCUUUCUCUCCUGCUCUCUUCUCUCUUUUUCUAUCUGUCCUCUCUUCCUUCUCCUCCUUCUCUCUCCUCUCUGUGUGAGCGCUUUUCUCUCUCCUUCCCUCUACAUGGUGGCUGCUCCAAUAAACCUGCACUUAUAUACUGCCACUUCAUUUUUGAAAUUAGCUCGUUCUGCUGUUUCAAUCAUCUGGUACCUGUGACUCGGAGGAAGUUGACCCUACCUAAGCUGGACACAUGGGGCCACUCCCUUCACCUCAUCUUUCUCUGCCUGAUUUGCCUGGAAACCUGGGAGGAGUUGAGGCCCAGCCCGGUAACCCAGGUCUUCCCUGGCCCUAUGGGGACCACUCCUCUCCUCUUAUUUCCCUCUCCACUUGAUGCAACUUUGGACUCAGUGAGUGACCGAUCCUCCAGCUACUGCCAGGAGAGACCAGGUGCCUCUUCUGGGAUCCAGGACUCCUCGGACUUGCUCUGCCAAGAUGUGGUCAUGCCAGGACUAGACUGUCUGGAACCAGGCCUUUGUUCUGGGGUAACCUUGCGUUUUGGAGAUGUCUGAUUGUAGGUUAACCCCACCAAACUGCCAAUCGCAGAGGAUUGAAUUGGGACGCUACGUCCAUACUAUUGGGAUUCUGGCAAACGCUGCUAAGAUAGGUGCCCCUGCGUGUCUUCGGGAAUUUUUCCAAACUACAUCUGCCCAGGUUUGGGGGAACUAUUCUCUUGUCCCUCCCCCUCUUCCACCUCUUGUGGCUGCUUUCUACACACAAGGCUCCUACCCCUUCCCCCUGUAUCCCACUACCCUCCCACCCAUUCAUGGUCUCUGCGGGCGGCAGUGGCAGCAGCACCGGCACUGGUGGUGGUUUUAAAUCGACCAUGGCCAGCCAUUAACAAUGUUGACUUUGAGAUGAAGAAGAUAGAGCUACGGCCCCACCGCCACCUUGACUAAGGGCAGGCACAUGACUGGCAGCCAUCUUGGUUGUGGGAGAGUUGUUUCACCGCCAUCUUUAUUGAGGGCUGCCAGGUGCUUUCAGUACCAUACAGACAAAUAAAACUUCUGUGUUUUAA